Molecule: messenger RNA, 1039 nt
Organism: Didymodactylos carnosus
Lineage: Eukaryota; Metazoa; Rotifera; Eurotatoria; Philodinida; Philodinidae
Source: the annotation of a GenBank genome assembly
CUACAUUGAUAAGAAUGAAGGACAGCCGUCAUACAAAAUUGCUACGAUUGUAUAGUUACGCAAAGAAUUAUGAUGAAUACAGUGUAUGUCAUCUCUACUUUUUCUCUAAUCUUAAUAACUCUAGAGAGUGUCGGUGUUACGGUGCAGUUCAGUUUUCAUUAUAUAAUAUUGUGUCCUAGCUGUCUACGAUACUAAUCAAAUUGAAAUACAUCAACUCUUUUUAUAACUGACUAUUUGUGUAGAGAAUAAUGUCAUCUAGAGAUCAGUUCAAUGAGCCAAACUCGCUUUUAGGGCAAAUUCCACUGCAAUUGGAAAUUGUUACCUAAAAUUUUGAGAAGCGAAUCUUCUGUGAAAUAAUGCAUGACUAAGGUUGUGCCCUUAUAUGAACUCGUUUAUCUUGCAUACAAUUCGAGAGUAAAACAAGUUAAUCGUGUUAUUAAAAUAGGAACAACACGUCGAUGUCCGGUGUGUUAGUGCCAAUGAUCUAGAAUCAUUGAAAAGCACUCAUAUUGCAGCAAAAAAACUUAGAAUUAGGUGAAAAAAGACCCUAGCUUAAUAUUUAGUUCAACUUAAAAUUAUUAUUAAUUAGGGAUGUGUUUCAAAAAAAUUCAAAACUAAGUAGCCCAGCCUAUGAAGCUCAAAGGAAGAAAAGUAUUAGGCGACUGCCCUAAUUUUCGUUGUACUGAAGCAGUUGUGACGAGAUGAUGCCGCUAAUCUAUAUUCUUGGUGAAGUGUGUGCACAUAAAUUCUUAAACUCUAGCACAUAAGAUAGCUCGUAUUCAGAAGAGGUUUUGUCCACUACUAUAUGUGUUAAAAUGUUGCAGAUGCAACGAAUCAAGCAGAAUCUCCAACUGGGAUGAUGUGGCCAGGACAAUAUUAUGGUAACACGGGUGGUAAUGGGGUGAUGUGGCCAGGACAAUAUUAUGGUAACAUGGGUGGUAAUGGGAUGAUGUGGCCAGGACAAUCUUAUGGUGCUAUGGGCAGUGAUGUGAUGAUGCAAUCAGGCUAUUACAAUCAGCAAUACGGCGGGCCCUACUAA